Messenger RNA from Propithecus coquereli (Coquerel's sifaka), 2478 nucleotides. It is a transcript of the gene CORO6, whose product is annotated as coronin 6. Gene Ontology annotation, molecular function: actin filament binding. Gene Ontology annotation, biological process: actin filament organization; cell migration. The record is from RefSeq and is a predicted model, not a curated record. The transcript is spliced from 11 exons. Lineage: Eukaryota; Metazoa; Chordata; Mammalia; Primates; Indriidae. Bases 65 to 1483 code for a protein of 472 amino acids.
CGUCCCUCCAGCCCUCAGGACCAGCUCACAGGACUGAGGACAAAAGGCAUUUCUGCCCCCAGCCAUGAGCAGGCGUGUGGUUCGGCAGAGCAAGUUCCGCCAUGUGUUUGGGCAGGCGGCAAAGGCCGACCAGGCCUAUGAGGACAUCCGUGUGUCCAAGGUCACGUGGGACAGCUCCUUCUGUGCCGUCAAUCCCAAAUUCCUGGCUAUUAUCGUGGAGGCUGGAGGUGGGGGUUCCUUCAUCGUCCUGCCUCUGGCCAAGACAGGGCGAGUGGAUAAGAACUACCCACUGGUCACCGGGCACACUGCCCCUGUGCUGGAUAUUGACUGGUGCCCACACAAUGACAACGUCAUCGCCAGUGCCUCAGAUGACACCACCAUCAUGGUGUGGCAGAUUCCGGACUAUACCCCUGUGCGCAAUAUUACGGAACCCAUCAUCACACUCGAGGGCCACUCCAAGCGUGUGGGCAUCCUCUCCUGGCACCCUACUGCUAGGAACGUCCUACUCAGUGCAGGUGGUGACAAUAUGAUCAUCAUCUGGAAUGUGGGCACUGGGGAGGUGCUGCUGAGCCUGGACGACAUGCACCCAGAUGUCAUCCACAGCGUCUGCUGGAACAGCAACGGUAGCCUGCUAGCCACCACCUGCAAAGACAAGACCUUGCGCAUCAUAGACCCCCGAAAAAGCCAAGUGGUGGCGGAGAGGUUUGCAGCCCACGAGGGGAUGAGGCCCAUGCGGGCGGUCUUCACGCGCCAGGGUCAUAUCUUCACCACGGGCUUCACCCGCAUGAGCCAGCGAGAGCUGGGCCUGUGGGACCCGAACAACUUCGAGGAGCCAGUGGCACUGCAGGAGAUGGACACAAGCAACGGGGUCCUACUGCCCUUUUACGAUCCCGACUCCAGCAUCGUCUACCUGUGUGGCAAGGGCGACAGCAGCAUUCGGUACUUCGAGAUUACCGAUGAGCCGCCUUUUGUGCACUACCUGAACACGUUCAGCAGCAAAGAGCCGCAGCGGGGCAUGGGUUUCAUGCCCAAGCGGGGGCUGGACGUCAGCAAGUGCGAGAUCGCCCGGUUCUACAAGUUGCAUGAAAGAAAGUGUGAACCCAUCAUCAUGACUGUGCCUCGCAAGUCAGACCUGUUCCAGGACGAUCUAUACCCGGAUACGCCGGGCCCAGAGCCGGCCCUAGAAGCGGACGAAUGGUUAUCGGGCCAGGAUGCCGAACCCGUGCUCAUUUCGCUGAGGGACGGCUACGUACCCCCCAAGCACCGCGAGCUCCGGGUCACCAAGCGCAACAUCCUGGACGCGCGCCCGCCCUCGGGCCCCCGCCGCAGCCAGUCCGCCAGCGACGCCUCCUUGUCGCAGCAGCACACCCUGGAGACGCUGCUCGAGGAGAUCAAGGCCCUUCGCGAGCGGGUGCAGGCCCAGGAGCAGCGUAUCACGGCUUUGGAGAAUAUGCUGUGCGAGCUAGUGGACGGCACGGACUAGCGCUGCGGGCGGGGCAAAGCUCCGCGCCAGGCAGGCGGAGCGGGGCGGGGCGCACAAGCUCGGCCCCGCCCCGGCCUGUGGACCCGGACUCCAGACCCCGCCUUCCUGGGUUGGGCCGGGGGCGGGGCUGGGACGGGAACUCCGCCCCUCUCGGGAGACCCGGACAAAUGAAGCGUAGGGGAGCCCCGCGUCCGUCCGGCUGGGGCCGGGCUGCGCACCUAGUCCAGGACCCUGCUGGAGCUGGCCUGGGGAGGCCUAGGGUAUCGGGGCCUCAGCAAUGGUGCUGCACGGCGAGGUAGUGUUCCCUUUGUCCCCCGCCCAGGGCAGGGAAAGUGCUUAGUAUUAGCGGGAUGCUUAGGGGGAUAUUGGAAGCUUGAGCUUGACCUCAAAGGGGUGGCGCUUCUAUGGGUCUCCCCAUAAUGACUGGGGAAAAUGACGGCGCUUCUCCUAAUCAGCUCACUCGAUUCCACCAUCCUGAGUGGUAAACCAGACAGGCGUCACCCCAGUUCUGCAGACACAUACACAACCCGUUUGCUGCAGAGCCGGACCCACUGGCUGCGCCCACAGCGAUCUAUGGUAGCGGGCUCUCUUCCUUCUUCCCACCCGACCGGGGAGAGGGCGGCUUCCUCGCGGCAGCCCCCGCGGAGAAAUCGCGGGAGAACUGACAUGAGGAAGCAGGCUCACCACACACACACACACAGCCCCCAGCGCUCUGCUGUGGCCUUGACUCUGUGAGGAAAUCAAGUCGUACCGAAUGAAACAUUCAACAAAGUGCUCAGUCUGUGCCUCCUGCAUGGGUGGGGGUGCGGGGACGAGACCCCCCAGCCUCUGCAGAUGCUACCCUAGCCUCCUGGGGAACCUGGCAAUGAAGCCCUGGGCUCAGGCACCACCAGGCAGCCUCAUACCCUACAGCCCUCCCCACACUGAGGUUCAGAAGGACCCCCAACCCGCACCGUGGGCGUUCCUCCCCAGUAAAGUCAGGUAGGAAAAGCCUC